Molecule: messenger RNA, 1806 nt
Organism: Heterobasidion irregulare TC 32-1
Lineage: Eukaryota; Fungi; Basidiomycota; Agaricomycetes; Russulales; Bondarzewiaceae
Product: mitogen-activated protein kinase-like protein
Exons: 11
Coding region: 28-1533 (501 amino acids)
Biological process (GO): intracellular signal transduction; protein phosphorylation
Cellular component (GO): nucleus; cytoplasm
Molecular function (GO): ATP binding; protein serine/threonine kinase activity
Source: RefSeq, a predicted model, not a curated record
CUCACAGACCACGAAAUCGCAGGAGAGAUGGCGAUUAUGAGCUUGGAGGCGGUGCAUGGGUUUCUUGGACGAAGGAGAUGGAUGUGUUGCGGUAAUAGCGCCGCGCAACCGCUCUCCGCCCAUCCACCUACUAUCUCUACCGUUCAUAUUGAGGCCCCCGACGACGAUUCGGUGCCCCGAAAGUCUGAAAACACAUCCGAGCUAACCCCAUCGUCCCUGCUGAACCAUAGCGAUCAAAUCAUGCAGAGACAUUCGUUCACAGCUCUCAAUUCGACGUUCAUCGUCGACUCAGAGUACCAGUUUGUCAAGGAGCUUGGCCAGGGCGCAUAUGGUUGUGUCGUAUCAGCGAAGCACCGCAGGACAGGUGAAGGCUGCGCGAUUAAGAAGAUCACCAACAUCAAUACCAAGAGGAUCUUGACCAAGCGAUGCCUCAGGGAAAUCAAGCUACUUCACCAUUUCAGAAGACACAAGAACAUCACCUGUCUGUACGAUAUGGACAUUGUGUUUGGGCCCGAUGGCAAUUUCGAUGAAGUGUAUCUAUAUGAAGAACUCAUGGAAGCUGACCUCCACGCAAUCAUCCGAUCAGGACAACCACUCUCCGAUGCGCACUUUCAAUCCUUCAUUUACCAGACGCUAUGUGGUCUCAAGUAUAUACACUCGGCCAAUGUGCUCCAUCGUGACCUGAAACCAGGCAAUCUGUUGGUCAAUGCUGAUUGCGAGCUCAAAAUCUGUGAUUUUGGUCUUGCCAGAGGCUUCAACCAAGCUCAGAGGCAAGGGUUCAUGACAGAGUAUGUCGCGACAAGAUGGUAUCGCGCUCCGGAAAUCAUGCUGAGUUUCGCGAACUAUGCAUCGGCCAUAGAUGUGUGGUCCGUCGGUUGCAUUCUUGCGGAAUUGCUAGCUGGCAAGCCUAUCUUCAAGGGCAGAGAUUAUGUUGACCAAUUAAACCAAAUCCUUCACUAUCUGGGCACGCCCUCUGAGGACACCCUUCGUCGUGUCGGCUCUCCUCGCGCACAGGAUUAUAUCCGCUCACUUCCCAUCAAGCCUCGCGUGCCAUUCCAACAGCUCUUCCCGCAUGCCAACCCGCUUGCGAUAGAUUUGCUGUCCAAGAUGCUCAACUUUGAUCCGGCGAAACGAAUCACCUGCGAACAGGCGCUCCAGCACCCUUACCUUGCUGUCUGGCACGACCCUUCUGACGAACCUGUCUGUCCAACCCAAUUCGACUUCGGGUUUGAGGACGAAGAUUCGAUCGAGGGCAUGAAAAAGCUCAUUGUGGAGGAAGUCAACCAUUUCCGCGCGGAGGUGCGCGCACAUGCGAGAGCCUCUGGCCAGAUCCGUCGCCAAGACAGUUUGCCUAUCCCCUCACGCGACGACAUCAUUGCAUCGCCAAUCCAAGAGGAUGCACCCACGAAUGGCGCAACGUCAGGCUACUACUCUGGAAACCCUGUGUCGGAGCGCGCACCCAGCCCCGUGAUGGACGAUCCUAGUGCGGAACUCGAGCGUGAGCUUGCAGAGACGCACAUUGGCCGUUCCUAGAUGGAGCUCAACUUGCGUGCUUCGAGCAUGGGGGGCCAUUGUAGGUUGGAGGUAAUGUGGAUCGUAAGGAACGGGAAGGACUUUCGACUCAUCUUGUGAGCUUGUAUGUGGUACGUCGGUGGAACGUGAGGAUAGGAAGCGUUACUGGAUAUCUGCGCAUGUUGAUAAUACCUGAAGUGUAGUACUCAGAUGUAUCGGUGAGCCUAUAUAAAGCGAUGGAAAUGAUGUCGCUCAGGGAGAGGAAAGGACUUUCUCCAUGGUUGGACGCAUCGU